AACUUUAAACACAUACAAACCACUCACACCCCACUUUACUUAUCUUCACUCUCACCACCACCAUUCUCUCCGGCAAUGCCGACGGUGUCGGUGCUCUCCCUCUCCUUUUUCUUCCUCCUUUCGCUCGCGGCCACCGUCAACGGCCACAAUAUCACCAAAAUCCUCGCGAAACACCCCGAGUUUUCCACCUUUAACCAUUACCUUACCAUCACUCACCUUGCAAAUGAAAUAAACCGAAGGCAGACCAUCACCGUGUGCGCCGUAGACAAUGCCGCUAUGUCCGAAUUAAUCGCGAAAGGCCUUUCGAUUCAAACGAUGAAAAAUGUCUUGUCUUUACAUGUUUUUGCUGAUUAUUUUGGGUCCAAAAAACUUCAUCAAGUUACUAAAGGCUCAACUUCCACUGCUACCAUGUAUCAAGCCACCGGUGAAGCCCCAGGAACAACCGGUUAUGUUCAUAUCACUGAUGUGAAGGGAGGAAAAGUCCGGUUCACACCCGAAGACAAUCCGGGGCAAACCGAUACAACAUACGUAAAAUCGAUACUCGAAAUGCCAUACAACAUUUCAGUUAUUCAGAUAAGUGCAGUAUUGCAAUCACCAGAAGCAGAGGCACCAACAGCAGCGCCAGAUCUAAACUUGACAUCUUUAUUACAAAGAGACGGAUGUCAAAAGUUUUAUAAUUUAUUAACAACUUCAGGGGCAAUUGGGACAUUUUUAAGUAGUGCUGAUGGUGGGGUCACAGUUUUUUGUCCUGGGGACGAUGCAGUAGAUGCAUUUGCCCCCAAGUACAAAAACCUGACGGCUUCAGAAAAGACGUCAUUGUUAUUGUACCAUGGAAUUCCUGUUUAUAAUUCCAUGGGUAUGCUUAGAUCAAGCAAUGGGUUGAUGAAUACAUUGGCUACCGAAGGAGCGAAAAAGAAGUAUGAUUUUACAAUACAAAAUGAUGGAAAUGAUGUUACAUUGAAGACUAAAGUUGUGACAGCUACAAUAAGUGGAACAGUUGUGGAUGAAGAGCCAAUUGCUAUUUAUACAAUUGAUAAAGUUUUGCAACCUAGAGAAAUUUUUAAAGGUGCGGUUGAGGAGGCUGAUGAGCCUGCUCCCGCACCUAAGGCUGCAAAAAAGAAAAAGAAGACGGGUAAAAAAGAAGGCGAGACGACCGAGGAUGAUGCUGAGGCCCCUGGCCCGGAUUCCUCCGACGAUUAUAGCGACGAUGAUGCCGCGGAUUCAACAAGUAAUGAUGGUGGAAGAAUGGUGGUGGCUCCUAUUAUGGCUGUUUUGGUGAUGUGUUUUUCAUGGUUGGCUUUGGUUUAAUUUUUUUUCCUUUUUUUUUUUUUUUUGAAUAUUUUUUGUCGGUGUGAUAAAGUAACAGCGGGUAUCAUGGGUCUCUCACGCGAUAUUUCUCAUGAAAGAAAGAAUUCUCUCUCUCUCUUUUUUUUUUAUAUAUAUUUUUGGUUUUUUUAUUUAAGGUUAAAAGGUAUUUAUUUGGUGUUAUUUAUCAAAAACAGAAAAAUAAUGAGUCAUUUUUUUCUUUUCUCUUUGUAAGUCGUUAUCAUUGUAAUUAGCUAUUUUGUGUUAUUAAAUGGAAAAUAUUUGUAUGAUA
Erigeron canadensis is the source of this 1597-nucleotide messenger RNA. Its product is annotated as fasciclin-like arabinogalactan protein 2. Bases 76 to 1308 code for a protein of 410 amino acids. The record is from RefSeq and is a predicted model, not a curated record. Gene Ontology annotation, cellular component: plasma membrane. The transcript has 2 exons. Lineage: Eukaryota; Viridiplantae; Streptophyta; Magnoliopsida; Asterales; Asteraceae.